Molecule: messenger RNA, 300 nt
Organism: Necator americanus (New World hookworm)
Lineage: Eukaryota; Metazoa; Nematoda; Chromadorea; Rhabditida; Ancylostomatidae
Exons: 3
Coding region: 1-300 (99 amino acids)
Source: RefSeq, a predicted model, not a curated record
AUGUGUCCAAAAUGUCCACUGUGCUGGUGGUGUUGCAAAGUGCUUAAGACACAUGUGUACCCUACGCGUAUGACGUAUGUCGCCUCCAAUGAUCUCAACGAUGAUCGCCAAUGGGCUAUCAGCGAUGGUCCGGUGGGUGACUCGAUCGAACAACGCAUCCCGAGAUCGGAUCGCAUAUCGUCCACCUCAGAAAUUCCAUCCGACGAAAAGAGACCAUGUAGUUCUGGGAUGUCCUUCAUCAAUGGCGUAUUCGCAUCCAACACAGGACGCCAGACGAGUUGUGUGCUGCCGAGCAGCUAA